CGGGCAGGAGCUAUCGGAGGUUUGAUUGGGUGGGAUUUGAUAGCGACCGCCGUUUCCGGGUAGCCUGUGAAGAAGCUUCAACAGUGUGGUGAGUUUUUCUUAAACUAAAAAACCCACACAGUUAGCAGUGAAUUUACCUCCAAGAAACGAUCAACCAGUUGGAAAUUUUCUCUAGAUAUUGCAGAAAAGAUGAAGUUAGUCCUCUCCAGCAUUGUGAACGGCUGCCGUCAGGGCAAGUUGAUUGAAGUAGGACGGAAUGGCAGUAAAAGUCUUGACAUUCCUGGUUGCCUUCUUUAUACACGGACAGGCACAGCUCCCCACCUAACCCAUGACACGCUUAGCCUUGUCGAAGGAGUUCCUGAACCUGUGCAUCUGACGUUAUCUACACUUGCAGAACAUCAAGAAGUUCUUGAAGAAUAUAAAGAGGGCAUUGGAAAAUUCAUAGGCAUGCCAGACUCGCUAAUUUAUUGUUCUCUAUACGACCCAGUUAGUCCAUGUCCAUCAGGGUACAACACAAAUAAAACUGUAUCAGUGUGGGGUGGAGGUGGCCGAAUUGAGCUGACAAUGUCAAAGUUCAUGGCAAUACAACAAGCUUUCAAACCUGACUGGUACCAGUGCAUGGCAGAUGGAGAGCCACUGCCUCCAGGAUCGUCAAGGAAGAGGAUAAAUAAACUAGUGGAUCGAACUCUGCGCUUCCUGGAUGAAUGUCUCAAGGUGCAUCAGAAUUCAGAGGAUCUGAAGGACACAGAAAUUAUAGGAGUUAUAGAAGGAGGGGACAUUCUUGAGGAGAGGCUGCGGUCGGUCAGAGAAACGAUGAAGCGGCCAGUUGGAGGUUUCCUUUUGGAUGGUUUUCAGGGAGAGACCAUGCCUGACGACCUGAAACUGGAUUUAAUCUCCUCGAUUACAGGAGAACUGCCUGCAGACAAACCAAGGUUGAUCCAUGGGAUUGGAAAGCCAGAUGAAGUACUAGAAUGUGUAUCAAGAGGAGUGGAUUUGUUUGAGGGUUUUUUCCCCUAUCAGGUUACUGAGCAAGGAAGAGCUCUGUCAUUCAAUUUUAAAUACCAGGAGGACCCAGAGACAGAAGUGUUACACAGAAACGGUUCUGGGGAUAAUGAGAUCAAAAGUAAGAGCCCGGACUGUGAGGGAAGGAUGACUGCUUUUUCAAUUGACCUGAAAAAUGAGAAGUUCCGUGAUGACUUCAGCCCCUUGGUGGAGGGCUGUCCUUGCUAUUGUUGCCAGAAUCAUACCCGUGCCUACCUCUACCAUCUUCUACUGACCAAUGAGCUAUUGGCUGGAGUUCUCCUCAUGAUCCACAACCUCCACCACUACUUUGCAUUCUUCCAAUCUAUCCGAGAUUCUUUGAAGGAUGGUCACUGGAAGGAACUUAAAGAGCUCAUUGAAAAACAGAAGGUAUAACAAAGACAUAGUUGACAGGACACAUGAUGGAUAUCUAUUCUUUAAGGCUUCUGGCAGGCAUUGGAUGCCGUGAUAUGUUUGUGAGAUAUGCUCACAACGUGAGCUAGUUAUUUUAACAUUUUAUUUCAUUGUGAUCGGAACUUUCUAGCACUCUGACUUGUGAUUUUCUCUAUCAUGUGCUGUAUUAUUAACAUGUGAUGAUAGAAGACAAGCAUAAGAUCUGAAAUCUGUGCUUUGGUUCAUUUAUUUUUCAUUUGUGCUAUAUGUAUUUUAUACGAAAUAUUUUUCUAUUAAAAUAUGGGAAAUAUAGUACCAUUUCAUUUGAUAUGAGAUGGGUUCUGAUGAAGUGGGUUUCUACAUCUUGGACCAAUGAACCCUGGAGACUUGCAGUGAUGCAUGAAUUUAACAAUAUUAUUCCAGUUUUUAUGGUUCCCAUCUAAUUAUGAGGGAGAUACCUUGUAAAUAUGGGGACAGAAUUGAAUGUUUUUCAAACUCAAACCAAUGUUUUAGCAAUUGAGAUUCUGCAGAUACUGAAAUCUAGAGUAACACACAAAGUGCUGGAGGAACUCAGCAGGUCUCGAGAGAGGAAUAUACAGUGGACAUUUCAGGCUGACUUCUUUCACCAGGACCUGAUGAAGGCUUUCCGCCUGAAAUAUCGACUGUUCGUUCCCCUCUGUAGAUGCUGCCUGACCUGCUGAGUUCCUCCAGCAUUUUGUGUUUGCUGGCCAAAGCAGAUGCAUGGAUGGUUUAAGCAAAUUAGGGUCCAAUUCUGGCUGCUAGAAUCCAGCAUAAGUUCUCUGACUGAUCUGAUGCAGUCCAAGCAAUUUUUUUAAGAAUUGUUAAAAAUUUCUGAAGAAGCAAACAUAAAACAGUUACUUUAAGGCUGAUCUUGCAAGGAUGAAGGACCUGGUUUGAUGUCCAUGGGUCCACAAAUCCACACAUAAGUUAAUGCAGGCCUACAAUUGUACCUUUCUGGGUGGGAAUUUGGGUAGUUGGAUUUCAAUCUCAAACUAUUUUAAUACCAGGUUUCCUUAGGCCUUUUGAUGUUAUGAAUCCUUUUGGAUUAAACUGGUGUUAUUUGUUCCAUAAUCUUAAGAGUUAUUUAUGAAAGUUAACAUUUCUAAAGUUUCAACAGUUGUAUUAUGCUUCAACCUCGUGUCUUUAAAUUAAUUCUGUCAUAACCAACACAUGCCCAUUUUAUUUAAAGCAUCAAAAUGAAUGGGUGUCUGCAAGAAUUAUGGAACUUCUAUUUAUAAUGUAAAGGCACUUGAAGAGUUUCAGAGGAUAAAAGUUACAAUGCACUUUAUUAAAAAGAUUUAUCCUUUCAGAAAUUCAUCAUUAUUGAAAACAACUGACAUUUCUAACAUGACACUGUUGAGAGUAAGUGUGACUCUGAUGUAUCAGCCUUUCAGGCUAACACCUUGAGAGUGCCGGAAAGCCUUUGUUGUGGUAGGAAUAUCUUUAGGACCAACUGGAGAUGAAUUACGACAGCUCAUUCUGCAGUUUGGCAGCUACUGCUCCAUCUUUUGCCCCGAGUCUUAUCAAUCAAAACUCUAAUCAAGAGUUUUAUUUUUUUAAUAUAAUUUUGGGAAUUAAAUGUGACUGUGCGCUAAUCGUUCAAUGCAUGAUGUGCUAUAUCUACUGUACAUAUAGUGUACAACGAGUGAAUCUAUGUUAAAGUGUCCUUUAUCCAAUUAGGAUAUUGAUAUCAGUGACCGCCUCUGAUAAGAAUAGGAGAACUGUCUUAGUGCUAUUUCGAACUAACAUGUAUAUUCCUCAGUCAUAAGACAUAGGAGCAGAAUUAGGUCAUUUGGCCCAUCGAGUCUGCUCCGCCAUUCAAUCAUGGCUGAUCCUUUUUUUUUACCCCUCCUCAGCCCCGCUCCCCGUAAGCUUUGAUAUCAUGUCCAAGAACCUGUCAUGCUCUACCUUAAAUACACCCAAUGACCUGGCUUCCACAGCUGUCUGUGGUAAGAAAUUCCACAAAUUUACUACCCUCUGGCUAAAGAAAUUUCUCUGCAUCUCUGUUUUAAAUGGACGCCCCCCCCCCCAUCCUGAGGCUGUCCCUUCUUGUCCUAGACUCCCCCCACCAUGUGAAACUUCUUUUCCACAUCUACUUUGUUGAGGCCUUUCAAUAUUCAGAAGUUUUCAUUUCAAUGAGAUCCCCCUUCAUCCUUCUAAAUUUCAUAUCAACAUUACUUAAAAGAAACUCGUGAUUUAGUAACGUAAGUGGUAAAUGAGUGUAAUGACUGUGAUAUCUUGCUGUGUGCCAAUUGGCCACUACAUUUUGUUAUCUUCUUGAGCAGUCUCGGGAUCAAGAGUGAUUUGUUUUCACUUCAGUUCAGUGUGUUCUGAGGUGGUGAAUGAGGUCAAUAUGGGAACUGCAGACCUUUCCAUACUUGGGACAUCAGGUCCCUGAUGGGCUGGGCAGGUGGGGAGUUGUGAGACUGUGUGCUCCUCCCAUUACUUAUGAGGGGCAACCCUAGUCCUGAUUCAUGGUUCUUAGUAUCAUCCUGAAUGGCAUUUCUCUGCUGGGGUUAGUCAUGAGCAAGAGGUUCUCAAGAGUCAGAGGAGAUGUUGCAUUGAACACAUCCUGCAAUUUUUUUUCUCUCUCCUCCUGGUAAUCUCUUCCCCUGAUGGAGCUCAGGAUAGAGUGUCUGUUCCAGGAGUCUAGUGUUGGGAAGGCAAACAAAAUGGUCAGUCCAAUGUAGUCAACUGAUUGUAACUAGGGCCUCAGUAUCUGGAACAUUGGCAUAAGAGGAGUUACUGUUGUUGGUUUACGUAUCUUCCAGUGAAUUUUGAUGAUGUUGUGAUGUUGUUUUGAUGAUGUAUUCCCCCAGAGCCUUGAGGUGACUGGUUUAGGUAGUCUGGGUUUCUGAAGCAUGUUGGAGGGCAAAGAUCCUUCUUGCCUAGAGGACCAUGAGGUCUGUGCCAGGACUGAGGUUUCGAUUUUUCAAAUCACUUUCCCUCAGUUGAUCAAAGGCUGUGUUGGCACAUUGAAGGUGAAUUUCAUAGUUGAUGUCUGCCUUUGCUGAGAGAUUGGAAGUGGUCCACGUUUUCCAAGGUUUAUCAUAAAACUUUAUUGUCAUUUGUCUUGUUGCAGCAGUGGUUGUAAAAUGUUUGGUAAUAUGUGAUGGUUAUAUUCUGUACUUCAUAACUUCAAAUCUUUCCUACCAUUAAAUGAACAGUAUAACCUUUGUGAUUACAAAUGGUAGUGACAAAGGAAAAUAACAUUUUUUUAAACAUGAUCACUAGAUGGCAGUGUAAUCCAACAUUAAUUUCUCCUCAUGUGGAGGAAUAAAAUUAAUCAAUAUUUGUAUUAUAAACAUAAAUAGAGAUUUAUAUAGGGGCCUGGGCCUAAGGGAAGGUGUGUGCUGAAAAUCUGUUUGAAUGCAAAUAAACAAUGUGUUAUCAUUUACUAAUGUUUUAUUAAUUGAUGUAUGAAAGGUAAUGCUGAGAAAAGAAAGCUAUAUGCUAAAAGGCUACCAUUCACCAAUCUUCAUCUGAUGUAUUAGUAAUAACUAUUGCUUCCAGAUGUAUAAAUUAUGGCUGAGUAAACUACGGUAAAUUCAGCUUUAUCUAACUUCUAACAUUCUUAAAUUCAUCCUUAAAAUUUAAAUUUUUCCAUGUUUUACUUGGUGUUCAAUUACAGAGUUUGAGAAUCUACUUGCCAAAAUGGGAAAUCAAUUAAUUUAUUUAUGGCCUAGCGGGAAUCUUAAGCUUAUAUUGAUGACCCAAAUUUUAGACUGCACUUCUGUAGUUCUGACUUGCCUGAAUUCACAGAAUAAUUAACUCAGUAUAACUGAUCAGCAAAUCAUUCAGAUAAAAAAUGCAAAAAGCAGAUUGCUUUAACACCAUAUAAGUAUAUAUUUAUUGUUACAUGUGUUGGUCUGUCUUUUGGCUAUAAACAACACCUGCCCAUCUGUGGAGUAGUUUUGUGAAACCAUCUCUGAAGUGCAGAAAGAUAGAGGUGGCCAGUGGAUCAGGAACCCAAUCAUCUUUAAACAGAGAAGAAAGACACAAUGAAUAUCAAGCAAAAAGAAAUUGCAAAAGAUCUUCAGAAAUGGUGAUUGAAGAAACGGGCAUCACUGGAGACAAGUUAACACAAACUGUACAUCUCUUUCAUAUACAUGUUUAUAAAUUCAUGCUUCUUAGCAUUAACUGUAAUCAAAACAAAAUAAAA
This is a messenger RNA of Mobula hypostoma (lesser devil ray), 5596 nucleotides long. RefSeq names its product queuine tRNA-ribosyltransferase accessory subunit 2 (gene qtrt2). The record is from RefSeq and is a predicted model, not a curated record. The transcript has 9 exons. Gene Ontology annotation, molecular function: tRNA-guanosine(34) queuine transglycosylase activity. The coding region runs from base 190 to 1416 and encodes 408 amino acids. Lineage: Eukaryota; Metazoa; Chordata; Chondrichthyes; Myliobatiformes; Myliobatidae.